AUGUCCUCACCACAACAAACCCUCCUCCGCUUUUCCCGCUUCACAACGUCCCUCUCCGAAGUCCCACUCCUCUCCCGCCGCGCCCAACUCCGCGGCUUCAGCGCAACACCCCAGGUCGCAUCACAGACCCGAUUCUCCACAGACAACCCAACCACGGGCUCCACCGCCGAGCACGACUCCGUCCCCUCCCAAUCCGACAGCGGUUCCGGCCAGCGCGAUGCUGGCGAAAUCGGCUUAGGCUCCCACACUGGGAUGUCCGGCAGCGUCGGUGACUCUGCAUCAGGAGCGCGAGAAUCAGAUGUGAACAGCAACGCAUCGAACACGCAGAACCAUCCCGGCGGUUUGAGGAGCUCGCCGAACGACAAUGUCAAUGAGGCGCACUCGCAACCAUCAGAACAGGCAAAGGAUACGACUCAGACUACGAAGCAGGGACAUCAGGAUGCGGAUCCGCUCUUGAAGGGGCAGGACGAGGGGCCACAGUCGAUUAAUGCGGAGAAGGCGGCUGCGAAGAAGUGA
Molecule: messenger RNA, 516 nt
Organism: Fulvia fulva
Lineage: Eukaryota; Fungi; Ascomycota; Dothideomycetes; Mycosphaerellales; Mycosphaerellaceae
Exons: 1
Coding region: 1-516 (171 amino acids)
Source: RefSeq, a predicted model, not a curated record